This is a messenger RNA of Suillus clintonianus, 663 nucleotides long. RefSeq lists its product as uncharacterized. The coding region runs from base 110 to 568 and encodes 152 amino acids. The transcript has a single exon. The record is from RefSeq and is a predicted model, not a curated record. NCBI's taxonomy places the organism in Eukaryota, Fungi, Basidiomycota, Agaricomycetes, Boletales, Suillaceae.
CUUUACUCGAGAGUUAGCGCUUCACUUGCAAUAGUACCUUUGGCGGGCAAAAUAUCAGCGUGCGUGCGCGGUAUCUCAUGGUGUCGGCGUCCCCGUUGCAUGAUAUCAUAUGCAGGUUUGCAAUCGAUCUGCUAGUCAUCCGGUUUGCCUGGCACUUCAACUUACCAGUACCCUGCAUAUACUGCCGUUGUCUCUCUCCUUGAGACCUCACUCGACCAGCUUUACUACGGCGUCUCGGCGAACAAUACUCAGUGAUCUCUUCGGCCCCCCUCGCAACAUUUGUGGUUUCGAGAAUUCCCGUAUGCAACAAGUGUUCGCUCACAGACACUGCUACUGCUACUACAUAGCCGCCAUGUACUUCAAACGCCUGCAAGGCAUAACAAUAUACUAUAUUGUAAAAACUACUAUGUUAGUCCGCCGCGCAACAAAAUGGACUGCUCCCAACCCGAAGCCAACAGCAAUCACUUUUCAAAUUCACCGUCACACCCCCAGUACGCUCUGUGGCAUCUGCGACAUCUGCGCCUGCUACAGCAAUGACUAUCUGAACCUCCGAGUCGCAUCUACUUGAAGUGCAAUUCCGGUGCUUCCCCCACCUACAAGGCGAAUUGGCGCUAGGUUCUCCUCCGGGUACGAAACUGGCUCCGUGAAGGGCAUCAUCUCCUG